AUGACUAUCAUAUCUAAAUCGAAAGCGAUCUUUGUUCGGCUGCUCUUUGGUGCCCACGGGACGUUAGCUGUUAUUGUUUUAGCGACGCUCACUGAGGUGAAAUGGUUCUGGUUUGCCGAAUGCUUAAUUCUGGUAUCCUUAUUGGAGACAUUUGUGACAUUGAAAGUCAACAAACACGCUGAAUGGAAAUGGUUUUUGCCGAGCGUGUUCCUAUACCUCCUGUGGAUCGUUCCGCCCAUCGUCCUGUUGGAAUACUACGCCCUGGACUAUCGCCAGUACAGGCUCGACAUGUCCGACAGCAAAACCUGUUACGUUGACUUUAAUGACAGAUGUGCGAGCCAGCAAAACGUCACCAAUGACGAAACGUCGAAUGGAGUACUAACCCAGAAGACAUACGACGAAGCCCGCCAUUAUAGCCUCAUCUUCCAACAGACGAUGAUGCUCGUUCUUAUCGGAGGACGCUGGCUGGGACCAAAGGGAGCCCUCUCUCGAGAUCAACUGUCUCAACUUCUUCUGGCACUGACCGGCAUGGCGGCAGACAUGUUGGAGUUCGUCACCGAGACGGUCAAGCUAGAAGAAACUGCGUGUAACCAGCUUCUAGUGUACAUCAUUAUGGGUAUCUGGGCGUGGAGUUUGCUCCAAUUCACCCUCGGGUUGACGGCCACGAAGCAGAAAAAAACCCGAGUGGUCAGCUCAGCGAAUAGUUACAACCCGAUCACGAGCAUUGCAGCGUGUUGUGAGACGGAAAUGUGGGCUCUAAUGAUCAGCGUUAUCAUGCAGGACGGGCCCUACCUCACCAUGAGGCUAUACAUCAUGUUCACAGUCAACAAUUUCGGGCAGACGAUGAUCUUCUUUACCGCCAAAAAUGGCAUCCUUUUCCUGCUGCAGGUGUACCGGCUGUACGUUGUUGUAAUAGAGAGGCGGAAAGCGGGAAAGGGUGGUCAUUCUAAGAGAGCUGAUGACACAGAAGGGGUGCGGUUUCAAGUCAAAGAAGCUAGAACACCCACUACACCUAUUGAUAGGCCAUUUCUUUGAACGUUAACGUUAACUAUAGUUAAACCAAUCAAAACGACCGUUAG
This is a messenger RNA of Asterias rubens (European starfish), 1079 nucleotides long. Its product is annotated as transmembrane protein 26-like. The transcript is spliced from 3 exons. The record is from RefSeq and is a predicted model, not a curated record. Lineage: Eukaryota; Metazoa; Echinodermata; Asteroidea; Forcipulatida; Asteriidae. The coding region runs from base 1 to 1035 and encodes 344 amino acids.